GAAAAACAAGUCAGCGCACGUCAAAAUUGGACAACAACCCUUUCCUUAAAACUGGUUUCAGUAAUUGACACCUUUUUCGAAGAAAAACUUUGCAAAACUGAGAGAUAUUCGUUUUCUUAAGUGAAAGUAAGUACAGAAUCGGCGGUUAAGGAUGGGCUCUGAAACAUUUUCUUACACCAUGGAAGCUCAAAAGUGUAGCAGCAGUUUGCAGGCAGCAGUCUAAGAGGAUGCUGCGCUUCCUAGCUACCAACAAGAGUAAAGCUGUGAAGAAUGGGUGGUGCCGGUGUUGGCAGAAAUGUCAGAGAGCUAGCUAGACUAGUUAUAUUAGUUGAGGGGGAAAGGCAUUCAAACACUUUUCUCAGAGUUUGAGAAAUUGUUUGUGUGGAAUUUGGAGGACAUUUUGAUAGUAAACUAUACAGUAUUAAAAAAGAACAAAGAAGCUGAUGGACUGCAGAGAAAAAGUGCUGUGUGGGACUGGGGAGGUGGAGCUGGACCCAAACAUUGUCAGUGAGGAGGCAGGAAAACUUUAUGCAGAACUUCAAACUGUUAUUGAGACCUAUGGGGAAGGUGUGGUGGAGUCCCUGGUGCCCACAUUUGUGUGGGUCCUGGAGGGGCUGGCCAACUUUAAAAACCAGCUGAGGGAAAGGGAGGAGGAGGCAGAGAGGGAGAAAGCCGAGCGAGAGGAGCUGCUGGAGAGAUACCAAGCAGAGAAAGCUCUGAGGAAAGAAAGUCAGGAGAAAUAUCUAGAAUUGGAUGACCAGUUCGAACAAGAGAGGAGAGCCAUGAGGGGGAGGGAGAAGGAGAGGGAGAUGCGAGAGAGAGCUCUGGAGAAGAAGGCAAGACAGCAGGCUGAUCAAGUGGUGGCCUUGGAGGAGCAAAAGGCAAACCUUUCUAGAGAGCUGAAUACGCUGAGAAAUGCUCACAACAAGUUGACCAACUUGUAUCGGGAACUUCUGGAUAAAAGGAAGGACUCUGAAAGGGAUUCUCCUCUAAGGAAUCACAUUCAUUCCAAGAACACAGACUCUCCAUCUCAGCAAUUGUUAUCUGCUCCCAUUGUUAAUGAGAAGAUUGUUCAGAGACCACAUUCAAACUCUGGUCCACCUGUUCUUGAAGCUUUAGUGACUAAGGAAGAAAAAGUAAUUGAUUUUACUGUAAAACCUGCUACGGAUCAGUUUGUCAUCGACAUAAUAAGCUCAACACCUGAGCUGACACGGUUUCACGGCUGUGUAAAAGCAAGCACCCCUGCAAAAUCUCAAACCGACGAGACGCUGAAAGAUGAAGUAGAGAGGAGCCUGGUGGAUGAGAUGGGUAACUUGGAUGAGCUGCAGGUGGGAGAGAUAAAGAGAGAAGAAAAGGAGGAAAAGAACCAGGAGGAGGAGGAAAAAGGGGAUGAGAUGGAUGAGGAGGACAGCGUGGAGUGGGACCUCCGCAACACAGACUCUGUGUUCUCCGAACUGUCAGAACUGAGUCGAGAUUAUUUAGAGAGCGUUGACCAAGGCACCAGCAUUAGAGGCAGUGGCGAUCAGUUUGAGGAGAUUCUUGCCCAGUUUGAGGAAUUGAAAGUCCUCUAUGAGUCAGUUGAAGCUGCUCGUAAGGCUCUGAUAUCCCGGGUGGUCGAGCUGACCGACGAUCGCUCUGCCCUCAACCUGGAAGUGGCGACACUUCAGGAAACGGUGGCACAUGUGGAGGGACGGCUGAAGGAGAAGGAGGAGGAAAUCAGGAGACUCAGGACAGAGCUGGACAGGUGCCAGCCUGAGGAUGCUGAUGCUAGUGUGCCCACAACCAUGCGUCCCUUCUCUCGCUCCGAAAUGGCCCGUGUGGUCAUGGAGAAGAACCAGUAUAAGCAGCGUCUGUUUGAGCUACAGGAGGCUCUGAGACACAGUCAGACAAUCAGAGCAACAAAAGUGGAGAAGCUUACAGAGGAGAGAAGAUCCAGUAUUUGGAAAAAGUUCAACCGCUUGUUUGGCCUCACCAAGCAGCCACUGGUACCUCCUCCCACUUCUAAAUUUGUCCAACCAGCUUCCUCGUCACUUAACCGCUCCCCUCUGGGGUCUCCACAGCUACCAACCAUUAACAAAACCCAGGCUGAAUCUGCUGCUCCCGCUGGUGUUUCACCACGUGCGCGAAGGAGGGAACUGUACAGAGACAUCCGCUCCAACGUUUGGGAAAGCCUAGGAAAGCGGCACAUACACGGCUGGAGCUUGCCACUGGCAAACACUCGGGAGUCAGGGGAGCCUGUAUCAGAGCCUAAAGAUGUACCUGUUCUGAUCCAACUCAGACUCUUGGACCAAAGAGACUCCACUGCUAAGCUCAAUUGCGCUGUUGCAGUCACUCCUGAUAUCUCUGGAGAAGCCACAUGUUCUGUUUGGGUUGUUUCGGGUCCUGCAUCCUGCAGUGAAAUCACAGUGAUUGACCCAGCACGGUCCAACACAGUACUGGACCAUUUCAGCCUCCCUCCCACUGCCCCCGUCCUCUGCAUCUGUGCCGUGCCCCCCAUAGAAGACACAGCAGGAACUGUGUGGAUUGGAACACAGGAAGGAAGUAUCCAAAUAUAUCCAGCUUUGGCAAACCGAAGGCGCUGUGUACAAACUGUGUCUCUCUUAGAGGGUGUAUAUUCACUCACGUUCUCCAACAAUCAGGUUAUUGCCGGAUUAGCUGAUGGUAGUCUGGCAUUUUUUUCUCAAACUGCAGACGGAUGGAAUCUGCAACCUCACUCUGUGAUGCCUCUUGGAGCAAAUCAUCUGCAGCCCAUCCGCUGCUGCCUCGCAAAAGGUGCUCGUCUAUGGGUUGGAUACUGGAAUAAAGUCCAUAUUGUAGACACUGAAAACAAGAAAGUAGAGCAAGUCUUUUCCGUAUCAGAGUGCAUGGAACAGCAGGUGCGUUUCCUGUGUGCUGGGGGGAGUGGAGUUUGGACGUCCUGCAGACUUGACCCAGUUAUAAGACUGUUUGAUUGGUCAACUGGAAGGCCACUGCAAGAAGUUGACUUUACAUCUGUGGUCACUAAAACAUUAGGCCAGUCCUACGUGACACUCUCACCACUCCAGAUUUCCUCCCUCUCCAUCAUCUCUGGUCGUCUCUGGGUGGGCACCGGGGGCGGUGCCAUUUUCUCCAUCCCCCUGUCAAUAACAUCAGAGGAAGUUUCCAUCCCGUACUGUUCCACUGCAUCAGUCCAGCUCUCUUACCAUGGACACAGACAAGCUGUCCAAUUCAUCAUUCCUGCACCUGGCUGUUUGAUCACCUCUCCUGACAGCAGCCAUGUAACUACUGCUCUGCACAUCCUCAGUGGAGGGGAGGGCUACAUUAAUUUCCGAAUUGGAGAUGAUGCAAGCGAUGAAUCGAAUGAGGUGUCUCAGACGACACCACAGCGGUCUGAACGUAGUCACAUGAUCAUCUGGCAGAUUCCAACCCCCUCAGUGCCCAGCCCUGCUCUCUGACUGUUCAGCUCACAAAUCGCCGUUUGAUGGAUGAGGUGAAAGAGACAUUUACAGUACCAGAAGGGACAAUAGUGGAACUAAAUGAACAAAAAUCUCACUGUAGCAACAAUAAAAGGAUGUUUUCAGAUACGUAUUUUAUAUUUUUACAUCCUAUACCUUGCUUGUUUCCUUUGCUUUGAUUAUUGUGUCUGCCUCUCUAUAUUUUUUUUUUCUGUUUGGUCAGUUAUGAGCUUAAUAUGUUGUAUCCAUCUGAUGGACUUUUGCACAAACAAUGAUCCUGCAGAUCUUUGGUUUUCUUCAUCUG
Messenger RNA from Cyprinodon tularosa, 3738 nucleotides. RefSeq names its product C-Jun-amino-terminal kinase-interacting protein 4. The record is from RefSeq and is a predicted model, not a curated record. Bases 444 to 3434 code for a protein of 996 amino acids. The transcript has 28 exons. Gene Ontology annotation, cellular component: cytoplasm. NCBI's taxonomy places the organism in Eukaryota, Metazoa, Chordata, Actinopteri, Cyprinodontiformes, Cyprinodontidae. Gene Ontology annotation, molecular function: MAP kinase scaffold activity; kinesin binding; JUN kinase binding. Gene Ontology annotation, biological process: vesicle-mediated transport.